Sphaeramia orbicularis (orbiculate cardinalfish) is the source of this 4572-nucleotide messenger RNA. It is a transcript of the gene phactr2, whose product is annotated as phosphatase and actin regulator 2. Gene Ontology annotation, molecular function: actin binding. The transcript is spliced from 13 exons. The coding region runs from base 153 to 2039 and encodes 628 amino acids. The record is from RefSeq and is a predicted model, not a curated record. Gene Ontology annotation, biological process: actin cytoskeleton organization. NCBI's taxonomy places the organism in Eukaryota, Metazoa, Chordata, Actinopteri, Kurtiformes, Apogonidae.
GUCAGUGAACCAAGUUUCCAGCGACUCAGCCAUCGCGCUGUGCAACUUUUUAGAAAUGAACGUCCGCGCACCGGAUUUACGCACGGAUCCCAGGCCGUGAUCGUGGGUUUUUGGCCCGGUCCGGCCCGAUUGGUCGUCCGGAGAAGCUGAAUAUGGGUCAGGCUGCUGUCUCUGCCGUGUCUCAGACAGCUAGCGUUGAUGGGUUGGAGAAGUCAUCAUCACUGGCCAGCUGUGACAUGGUGGUGGACAGCGCCACCAAUACCCAGAAUGCCCCUGCAUCACGGCAGCAGCGAGGCAAGUUGUCGUCAUUAGGAAAACUAUUCAAACCCUGGAAAUGGAGGAAGAAGAAGACCAGCGACAAGUUCCAGGACCUUUCCAAAGUUUUAGAGAGAAAAAUCUCAACCAGACAAACCAGGGAGGAGCUCAUCAGAAAGGGAGUACUCAUCCCUGACCAAGACGAACCAGUCAGCAGUGAAAAUCUGAACGGCCACGCUACAUCCAGUGUGACGUCAGAGGAGGUCAAGGUUGACAUUGAAUCACCAGAUACACAACUGGAAGAGCAAGCCACUGGGCCGGUCAGCACAGAGGACAAAACAGAGAGAUGUGAUACUAAACCCAUGGCCCGGGCAAACCAGGCGCGACCUCGAGAUGCACAAGCUAAAAAGCAGCACAGUGCCACUCUGCCCGCCUCUUCCAAAUCUGCAGGCGGCACUGCAGGUACAACCAGACACAGGGACGGUGCGUCAGGGACUAAAAAAACUGCUAAAACCACAGGCAAGACGGGCUCUUCCGGUCAAACUAAAGCUAACUCUCGGAGCACUAACACCACUAGUCGCGGGGUUGCCAAAUCCUCACAUCCAAAGAAGGCAGGCGGCACAACAAAAACCACCCCUGCUUCCACCUCCACCCCUCGAUCUCAGGCAUCUAAGGAUUCAGGAGCCGCAGGACGGACAGAUGCAAAGACUAACCGCAAGUCUGACACUCCCACCUCUGCCUCUGUACCUCAAAAGACUCCUUCAAAGGCUCAGGGCCAACAUGGGGAGGUGAAAUCCUCAGACCCCCAGCCUCCCUCAUCUAAAUCCUCAGGCACAGAGGCAAAGGAAACUAAAGCUGCAUCUCGAUCUGGGGAGACUAAAUCUUCUUCCGGUGCAGGGGAGGAGACCCACAAAGGUGUGGUGACAGAACCCACCAACAGGUCUCCUCAUGUCAACGCUGCUACUGAGGACACUUCCUUUACGGAGAAGGAGACGGACAGCAGUUCACAAGGAGAUGGACAGUCGAGGACGAGAGGGGAGGGCAGAGAGGACGACAAGAAGAAAGGAGAGGCGGAGUCUGCUGGUGAAAAUAACCAGAGGUCAGCAGAGGGUCAGCCUGAAAAGCAGCAGGGCCUCAGUGUGAACACAGAGGACGCCGAGGUGACCGUAAUCCCCGACAGGUCAAGAGACAGUCAAACCAGCGACUCUGACUCUGAUGGACCAAUCCUGUACCGGGACGAGGAGGAAGAAGAGGAGGAGGAAGACGAGUACAUAAACAGCUCCUUGGCCAGUAAGAUCCGCCGACGAGACACUCUGAACAUCAAACUCGGGAACCGUCCCAGUAAGAAGGAGCUGGAAGAGAAAAAUAUACUGCCACGAAGCUCAGAGACGGAGAGACACGAGCUACGGCAGCAGAUCGAGUGCAAACUCGUCAGGCGUUUGAGCCAAAGACCCACCACAGAGGAGCUGGAGCAGAGGAAUAUUCUCAAGCAAAAAAAUGAAGCAGAGGAGCACGAGGCCAAACAAGAGAUUAAGAGGAGACUCUCCAGAAAGUUGAGUGUGAGGCCCACAGUGGCGGAGUUGGUGGCUCGUAGGAUCCUGCGUUUUAAUGAGUACGUGGAGGUCACGGAUGCCAAGGAUUAUGAUCGACGGGCGGACAAACCCUGGACACGUCUUACACCUGCUGACAAGGCUGCUAUCCGUAAGGAACUGAAUGAGUUUAAGAGCCGGGAAAUGGAGGUUCACGAAGACAGCAAACAGUUCACCAGAUUCCAUCGGCCCUAGGUUUGCUGGUUGUCAUCUGGACGUCAGCAUCAUUAGCUCCUCAGUCAGCCGCUUCCAGACCUCUGCACACACAGCGCACAGCUCAGUCCACUCUCAGCUUCUCAUCAUUUGUUUUUGGGUUUUGUUUUGUUUUUUUCAUGUCUAUAGUGGCAGCUUCAGGUGUGUGUUCAGUUUUCCAUAGACAUCAGUUAAAUGUUUGCACAUAUCUCUAAUCAGAACGGUGGUGUGUACUCUGUAUAUUUAUUCUCAGAGGACCAGGAGCUGCUGCUGUUUUAAUUCGCUGUUUUCGGUUCACUUCAGGCGUUGCAGUGAGAGGUUUCAGGGAGCGUGAGGUUAAGUGAAUGUGGCUAGAGUGUAUUUUUUUUUGCCUGUUUGGUAAAACAUAUGCUACAGUACAAUAUGUCCUGUCAGACUGCCAAUCUGCCAAAAGGCCAUAUAUGGACAUCCUCCCAAAACAGGAAAUGUGGACGAAUGGCUGGUUUUGUGCUGAUGUCAGUGACUGUGUCAUGGGUUAGAGGGGAAGGGAGGCAGUUUGUUCAGCCCAGAUGGAGAUGCAUCUGAAAUACUGCCGUUUAUUUUUAGACUUAUUUAAAGUAUAUUGCCACUAGGGGGCAUUAUAUCAUAAGAAUUAUUGCCUGUGAGAAUGAAGGUGUGUUUCCAUAUGAAGUGUUACAUUUAUAACUGCCAAAGCUGAGGGAGCGGUGGCACCUGAGGCUAUAAUAGUAAAGUGCAAUGGCAAUCACUCCACAUUCAGCAACUUCUUAUCCCUCAGCACCCUUCUGGAUGAUACAUGAAGCUCGUGUACCAUCAUAUAUCACUGUGUUGAGUUACUAUGUGGGGAAAAAUAACCCUUGUCACAAAGUGCUGGAAUUAUCAUUUAGAAGAUCUAAUUUUUAAUCUUUUAGUUUGAUUUUUUUUUGUUUUUUCAGUUUAGGACCUUGGUUGUUGCUCUUAGACAGAGUAACUUAGUGCCAACACUUUUGCUGAUUUUACUUAAAGGUUUCAUGAAUAGAAAGCUGAGAACGCAGAUAUCCAACAUUAAAGAAGCUCCGAUAUGUGAGAGGUAAUUUGUGUCUUAACAUCCAACUUCUUUUUUGUUCAUUAACUGCUAAAAAUUAUUUCUGCCUUUGCACCCAGACUGGUGAAUAGUACAAUUAGGCAGACACGGGAGAUUUGUAACAAACAAGUGGUGUAUAUAUUUUUUAAAUUGUUUAGUUCGGACACCACAAGAAGUGGCCGUUUGGAUAUUUUACUGCUCUUUUGGAAUUAAAUUAACUUUUGUAUGUGAUGUGUGUGCGCUUGGGAAGAUGUUAAUAAAAUGUAGUCAUUUUUAUUGCAAAAAGUAACAUCACAUAAAAACAAUUGCCUUCAUUUAAAGUUGCAUUGGAACCUUGUGUAUCCGGUCCAUUUACAUACUGUAUAGUCAGCAGUAUGGUCAGUUUGUUUGGCUUAAAACCUGAACGCAUCCUUUAUGAACUCACUAUUUUCCAUCAACGUAACUAUUGUUUUGUUCCAUUUCAGAGACGAUUUUACAUUUUUCCCUGUGCCAUGAUCACUGGUUUAAUGUGGGUGGAACAGAGGGGAGUUUAGGCCUCUCUGAGUCACAGCCAGACAGCUGGUGGGUUGUUUUAAAUUUCAAUUAACUCUGAUCAAUCCACACCAACACAGUCCUAAUGAAGCAAAUUAACUGUGUUCUGAGUUUUAGAAAAUAUUUAUGGGAUACCUAAAGAUCUUCUCUUAACUGUAGCUACAUUAAUUUAGUCAUGAAUAUUUAAAGUUAAAUCUUAAGCCAGGAUUUCAUGGUCUAUAAGCACCCCAUCUGCAUAAAAUCUAUGCUCAUUUGAGAUCAAUGUUAAUACAAAUUUAAACUUGUAAAUGUAAAUUGAUUUGUCUGUGGAAAUAUGUGAUUUAUCUGGAAGGGCUGUUGAAAAAGGAAGCUCAAACACAAUCUUUUCAGUCAGAGAUUCUGAAUGUCUUCAUUUUUCUACUUAUUUUUGUAAAUAUGAAGCACUUGAGCAAAAAAUCCCACAGUUUAGGAAAAUAUAACUAACCAAUUAGCUUGUACUUUGUACUCAACCAGAAGAGAGGAGAUGCUGGCUAACUGUGAUGAUGAAUCUUGCUGACGUCCAUGGGUUUGUGCUUUUCUGAAAAGCCUCUGAUCACCACAACACUCAUCAUUCUUAAUAAUAGGAACUGAAAAUGACAUUUAUUCUGUGUGCGUAUGAAUGUGCAGAGGUGCAGAGUGAAUAGAUGUACAGUCAUGCAAAAGAUACAACAGUAUUCAUUCAUGUUCAUGUCUGUGUUGUUAUAUAUUGAUUAUUUUGUACAGAAUGUAUAUCCAGCAUGUGCAUAUGUUCAGAUCAAUUUUACUACCAAUAUGAAACAGUAGAUGUGAAUGUUGUCAUUUUUUUUAAACAGGUAUCAUCCCCAAACACUGAUGGUGAAAUGAGCAGCGCAGCACUCAUACUGUAUAAGUGUCAGACAAUGAUUGUUGUUAACUGCCAUGUCUUUACCAAAAACACAAAAAAAAUAC